AGCUAUUGGAUUGUGGACUCUCCAUUGACGACGACGCGAAGAAACAGGUAAAAUUCUCAUCUCCGAAAUCGUCGAUUUCGCUUCUCCUUUCGCUUUUCUCCUCAAACUCCAAGGCGAAGCCGGCAAGAUCGAGUGCAAGAAGCGAGUCGGUCACGCUGAGAAAGAAGAUGAAGAUUACUGUAAUGACCGCGGACGAUCGGUUCAUUACGCUGGAUGUCGAUCCGGAUGAAUCCAUUGAGAAUGUGAAAGCGCUUUUGGAGGUGGAGACUAGUGUAUCUCUUAGUCAGCAGCAGCUGCAUUUCAAUGGAAAGGAGAUGAAGAACUCGGAUCGUUUGAGUUCUCUUGGAGUCAGAGAUGGAGAUAUGGUGAUGAUGAUUCCAGAAGCCUCUCAGGCAUCUUCAAAUGAUUUAAGAUUGAAUUCUGAUGGUUCUGCCAUGAAUCCUGGAGCCUUCCGGCAGCGGAUCCACAGUGAUUCACAGUUAAUGGCUCAACUGCUUCAGAAUGAUCCACCGUUUGCACAAGCUAUACUUGGUGAUGACCUCGAUCAUCUGCAGAAUGUCUUGCGAGAGCGUCAUCAACAAAGACUAGAAGUGCGACGUAAACAAGAAGAAGAGCUUGCUCUGGUGUAUGCAGAUCCUUUUGAUGUUGAAGCACAGAAAAAGAUUGAAGCAGCUAUUCGGCAGAAAGGAAUCGAUGAAAACUGGGAGGCUGCAUUAGAACACAACCCUGAAGCAUUUGCACGAGUGGUUAUGCUGUAUGUGGACAUGGAAGUCAAUGGGGUACCUGUCAAGGCUUUUAUUGAUAGUGGAGCACAAUCUACAAUAAUAUCAAAAAGCUGCGCUGAGCGUUGUGGGUUAUUAAGACUCCUAGAUCAGCGUUACAGGGGUGUUGCUGUUGGGGUUGGCCAGUCAGAAAUAUUGGGCCGAAUUCAUGUAGCACCAAUUAAGAUUGGUCAUUUAUUUUAUCCAUGCUCAUUCACUGUUUUGGAUGCUCCCAAUAUGGAAUUCCUUUUUGGGCUCGAUAUGCUACGUAAGCAUCAGUGUAUUAUUGAUUUAAAGGAGAACGUCUUAAGAAUGGGUGGUGGAGAGGUUUCAGUGCCCUUUUUGCCAGAGAAGGACAUUCCCUCACUUAUCCAUGAUGAAGAAAGGUUCUCUAAACAAGCUUCUCUGGGACAAGGAUCUGUUCCAGAAACUUCAGGGGCACGAGAAAGGAUUGCUGACACGCUAGCACGAACCCAAACUUCUGGAACUCCACGAAAUGAUCGUAUGCAGGGAGCAGAUUUUGAGGCCAAAAUUUUAAAGCUGGUGGAACUUGGGUUUGAACGGGAGGCAGUGAUACGGGCACUUACACUGUUUAACGGCAAUGAGGAACAGGCUGCUGGUUAUUUAUUUGGAGGUUAAGCUUUUGAUUAUUCUUUCAAUAUUUAUUAUGUGCCAUCAUCAAAAUCAACUCCUAAUUCAAACAUUAACAUAGACUGCUGGUUUGCUCAAUCAAACAAACCUCUUAUUUGAUUGUAUUAAUACCAGGACCCAACUAAAAUUUUGUUUUACAGAGACUUCUAAUAAAAUUAGGGACAUUAACGUCCAAGAAA
Messenger RNA from Elaeis guineensis (African oil palm), 1591 nucleotides. RefSeq names its product protein DNA-DAMAGE INDUCIBLE 1. The record is from RefSeq and is a predicted model, not a curated record. Lineage: Eukaryota; Viridiplantae; Streptophyta; Magnoliopsida; Arecales; Arecaceae. Gene Ontology annotation, biological process: proteolysis. Gene Ontology annotation, molecular function: aspartic-type endopeptidase activity; protein binding.